AUGGCACCCCGCAUCAUCGACACAAUCAAAAAGAACCACCGGGAGAUUGAAUCAUAUUAUGGCAAACUAAUUACCUCCCAGAAUGAGGAUGAACAGACUCGCUUCCAGAAUCUGUUUACCUGGGAGUUAGCUCGACACUCCAUUGGAGAAGAGCUGAUUGUUUAUCCUCUCUUUGAGAAACUACUCUCCGAGGGCGUGGCAAUGGCCAAUAAAGACCGUGAUCAACACUUGAAGGUUAAAAAACAACUGAAGGCGUUCCAAAAAAUGACACCGUCAGAUGCGCAGUUUGUUCCUACUGUCAGGGAGCUGAUGGAGAAUCUUACCGAACAUAUCAAAGAGGAGGAGAAUGACGAUCUACCUAAACUGGAGCAAGCCUUGACUCAAGAGGAUAGUGAGGAGUAUUCUAAGAGCUUCGGUCGAACGAAGAUGUUCGUCCCUUCGCGUGCUCACCCUAGUGCACCAGACAAGCCCCCGUACGAGACAGUUGUGGGGCUUCUGACGGCCCCCAUCGAUCAUCUCGCUGACCUCUUCCGUAAGUGGCCUGAUAAAUCGGGGAUGCCUAAUCCAUCUACGAAAUAA
Penicillium digitatum Pd1 is the source of this 579-nucleotide messenger RNA. RefSeq names its product hemerythrin/HHE cation-binding motif. Lineage: Eukaryota; Fungi; Ascomycota; Eurotiomycetes; Eurotiales; Aspergillaceae. The record is from RefSeq and is a predicted model, not a curated record.